This is a messenger RNA of Mercenaria mercenaria, 9913 nucleotides long. Its product is annotated as hephaestin-like. Lineage: Eukaryota; Metazoa; Mollusca; Bivalvia; Venerida; Veneridae. Gene Ontology annotation, molecular function: copper ion binding; oxidoreductase activity. The transcript is spliced from 15 exons. Bases 245 to 3892 code for a protein of 1215 amino acids. Gene Ontology annotation, cellular component: plasma membrane. The record is from RefSeq and is a predicted model, not a curated record. Gene Ontology annotation, biological process: iron ion transport.
ACGUUGACAGUUGAGUGCUGUUCACGGUCAGUGAUACAUCUAAUUGCCGCUAUGGGACCACUGGAGUGGAAACUUUUACAUAAUUGAGUAUGCAGAUUUAAAACACAUUGUAAACAAAUCUAACCGAGGAAUGAGAUCAGUAACGUAACGUCGACACGGAGUUACGUUGUGUAGGUGUCGCUCGUUUGACAUUGUUGAAGUAUGUUUUGGAACUAAACCGAGGAUUAGAAGAAGAAUAAUUAAAAUGAAGAAUUAUGUGAUAGUUUUCAUCAUUUUUGUCUUGUGUUGCGGUGUUAGCGCUAGGAUUAGACACUACUAUAUCGCAGCUGUAGAACAAGAGUGGGACUACGCUCCGUCAGGAAGGGAUCUCGUAUUUAACCAUCAAAGCGAAGCAGACCUCCGUAUCAAGACACAGAAAGACAGAAUCGGCAGCAAAUAUGUGAAAUUGGUUUAUAAGCAGUACACAGACGCUACCUUCUCACAGGAAUCAUUAAAACCCGCGUACCAAGGCUAUGUUGGACCGACAUUAAAGGGUGAAGUAGGGGAUAUGAUCUACGUAACAUUUAGAAAUGCCAUUAAACGAAAAAAGAUAAACUUAAGUGUUCAUCCGCACGGGUUAUUCUACUCGAAAAUGCACGAAGGUGCGCUGUAUUUAGACGGAGAAAGCACUACGGCCAAGGUUGAUGACUCCGUACCGCCAGGUGGAUCUCAUAUAUAUGCCUGGAACAUUACAGAGAAUUUCGCACCUACAGUGUCUGAUGAUAAAUGUAUACCAUGGGGUUAUCAUUCACAUGUGGACUCUAUGACAGACAUUGAAACCGGACUUGUUGGGGUGCUCGUCACUUGUAAACCAGGAACGUUAACUCCGGAUGGACGGAGGAUGGAUGUAGCGCAGGAGAUUGUUUUGUAUACAGAGGUUACUGACGAAAGUUCAAGCCACUAUGCCGAUGUCAAUCUCCGGCGGUGUCUAAAUCCUCGCGUCUGUCGGAAUCUUCUGAGAAGAAAAGAUGAAAGAUUCAUCGAAAGCAAUAAGAUGUAUCAUAUAAAUGGCUAUGUAUACGGAAACUUGCCGGGCCUCGAAGUUUGCGAAGGUGACGAUGUAGCAAUAUAUACGUUCGCUCUUGCUAAUGGAAUACACACAAUGCAGAUUUACGGCCAGACGUUCAUAGUAAAGAACCACAGAAUGGAUGCGGUGUCAAUUUAUCCAGCUUCUUUUAUGACCGUAAAUACAGUACCGAUCAAUGUUGGAACAUGGUUGCUAGUGUGUAGGAAUAACGACCAUCUUCACGACGGUAUGACGGCAUUUUUCAAAGUGAAGCAGUGCGCCGUUGACGCAUUACCCGAUACACCGCCGGGAAAGAGGAAGCGGUAUUUUAUCGCCGCCGAGGAGGUGAACUGGAAUUAUAUGCCAGGGGGUAAAGACCUUUAUACUUCAGGAAAAAUUGAAAUGGACCAUGGAUUUUCAAGUAAUUCUCACCAUCACAUGCACCAUGGAGAACACCAUGACGCUCUAGGAAACACAUAUAAGAAAGCGGUUUUUGUUGAAUAUGAGGACGAAUUUUUCAGAAGAAUGAAGCCAAGACCUUUAGAUGAAGAACAUUUACACAUGCUGGGACCACCAAUAAAAGUUGAAAUAGGAGAUGAGGUUGAGGUAGUGUUUAUGAAUAAAGCCUCGAGACCUUAUUCCUUCCUUCCGCACGGUGUCGGGAUUGACAAGUCACAGGAGGGCUCCGUAUACUAUACCAGAAACAGUGUAGACGUACCAUACGGCCUGAUAACCCAGCCAAGACAGGUUACAAAGUACCACUUUACAGUACCCUGGACCGCAGCACCUACUGCAGACGAUCCAAACUGUCUUUCUUACACAUAUCAUUCCGCGGUAGAUAUGCGGAAGGACACAAACACAGGUUUAGUCGGUCCAUUGCUCGUCUGCAAGCCAGGUUCUCUGGACGAUAAAGGAAAACAAAUUCAUGUGAACAAAGAAAUAUUCGUCUUGUUUCAAGUGGUAGAUGAGAACCUAUCCUGGUAUAUCGACGAGAGUAUAAAAGAAUUUUCUCCAGAUAAAGCCCUGCUGAAUAAAAAUGAUGAGGCCUUUAAGCACGGGAAUCUUAUACAUGCGAUCAAUGGGCGUAUAUACGGAACGCUGAAUGGAAUAGACAUGUGUUUAGGAGAUCGAGUGUCUUGGCAUUUUCUCGGUGUUGGUUCAAGCAAGGACUUACAUGGUAUAGCACUCGAAGGCAACUCUAUGGCCGUGAAUGGACGAACCCUUGACUCGAAAGUCAUCAUCCCGGGCCUCGGGUUUACAGGUUACAUGCAUCCGGACAAUGUCGGAAAGUGGGCCCUGUACUGCCACACCCAUCACCACUUGAUGGCAGGUAUGACAUCCAUGUACAGUGUUAAUGUGUGCCAGGGACCACAGAGCCUCCCGGUGGUACCUAUGAAACCUUCCGGCGGAUGCCGUCGGUAUUAUAUUGCAGCUGUAGAGAUUGAGUGGAACUACGCUCCGUCAGGAAUCGACAAAAUUAUUGGAAAACCUCUCACAGACGAUUCAGCAAAGUCUUACUUGUUUACAAGACGUGACAGGGGCUUUAUGGGAACUGUGUACAAAAAAGCUGUCUACCGGGAAUUUACCGACGAUACUUUCAAAUAUGAGAAAAAACGCGGUUACAGAGAGAUCCAUCUUGGGCUCCUCGGACCCUUUAUACGCGCAGAGGUUGGAGAUGUCAUCGAAGUUGUGUUUAUGAAUAAGGCCUCCCAUCCAUUCUCUAUAAAACCGCAUGGUGUGUUUACAAACAAACGAAAUGAGGGAAUGAAAUAUAAUGACGGAUUAAAUUACACGGAAGAUAGCGAGGUGCAACCUGGCAAAGUGUUUACGUAUAGAUGGACAGUUCCGCAGAGGGCUGGUCCCGGGCCUAAUGAGCCAAACUGCAUCGGGUGGAUGUAUCAUUCGGGUACCAAUAUGAUAAGAGACACGCCUACUGGGCUUUUCGGACCCUUAGUAACAUGUCGAAGGGGUGUUUUAGACCCAAAGAAUCAACGUUUGGAUCAACAUUCGAGGGAAUUUGCAAUGGCGUAUUACAUAAUAAACGAAAACAGGAGUUGGUAUAUUCGAGAAAACAUGCAGAGGGUGAAAGAAAUAGCACCACACCAGAAAUUCGAGGAAAGCAACUUGAUGAGCAGUAUAAACGGUUACAUUCUCGGGAAUACACCUGGUAUGGUUAUGGAGAAUAACGAACAUGUCACGUGGUAUGUUAUGGGUUUCGGGUCUGAGGACGACUAUCAUACAGUUCAUUUCCACGGACAGACGUACGUACACAGAACAGCCAAAUCUCAUCGAGGUGAUGUACUUGAAGUUUUUCCAGGAACAUACGAAACUGUGGACAUGUACACAGAUAAUCCGGGCACUUGGCUAAUACAUUGUCAUGUGAUGGAACAUCUAGUGCAUGGAAUGGAAGCCAAGUUCGCCGUGGUUCCAAAGGGAGCGCUGAAACCUCUUGAGGACGCCGAAAGGAACAAAACACUUCCAAUAGUACUUCAUAAACUUCCGGUGGUUUCCCAAACAUCCACUGCAGCAUACUCGAGUAAAAAGAAAGCCAAGAAAGGUCCACCACGAAAAGCUACAGUGUUAAUUAUUCCGCCAAAAGUAAGAAGUGACUUGCCAAUCAUUGCUAAUAAUGUUAAUCAAGUUUCACAUCCAUCAUCCAUUCAGACACAAACUGGAAAUGUAAUAAAUGCGCGCGCAGACCAGAAAGGUGUAACAUCCGGUGGACCUAAGAAUCAUGUUUUGGCCAAUGAAGAACUGAUGGGCCUUCGCAAAAACGGAAUAUUACCUGGUCGUUGGCAGAUUUUAACUCGACCAAAUUCACAGAACAGAACCAGACGAAAAAAAUAAAUUGGCAGUGGAUUUAAAAGCUGCGUUGAUAGUUAUUUAUUUUGUGAAGAAAAAUGCAUAAUAUUCAAUAAAUGUUUGGUUUGGCAUUUUGUAAAUGGCAGUUGUUCCCCUUUAAUGUUGCUGCUCGUAAACAAGCUUCUAGUAUAUCUUUACUUUAUAAGCAAUAGAGAUGCAUUUUACCACGUUUUGAGUAGGUAAAUUAGGAGAGUAAAACUGCACGAAAGAAACAGACCACUCAUAUAUGCUAUAGGGUUAUUAAUAGUUAAUUUUUUGCCACCAAUCUCCAUUCCUUCUUUUCAGUGGGGAUGGGGGAGGGGGUCACUUAGAUUUGCCUUUGUCCGUACGUCCGUCCGUCCAGAUGUCCGAAUUUGUGUCGUGAAUAUCUUAAAAAGUGUUUGAUUUAGAGUCAUAAAAAUCCUAAGAUUUUUAUUAAGCAUGUGUGAAGUACACCUAGGAUUUUGUUCGGGAUUUCACGCAGUAAUAACAGAGUUAUGGUUGUUGACAAAGUAAAUCAAAGUACUGAAAGUAUUGAAAGGCUGGCUACCACAAAACACUGAAUGAAAACUGUGCGGGAAAGAUGUUUGCAAAAUCUUAGAUAUUAUGUGUUUUCCAUAUUAAACUAAGGCGAGCAUAGGGUAUUGUUGUGAUCUUGAUUAACUUGUGCAUCCAAGUUAAAGUUCAAUCGAGAAACCUAGUUUAUCGGACGUAAACAUGGGUCCAAGAGAGUAAACUAUAGUUUAAGCCCAUUAUACUGUGUAUUCGAUCGAAAAUUUAUGUUAGUAUUCAAUAAUCAUAGUUUUUCGACAAAGAAUGUAAUUGUUGGAUAAUUUGAUUGCCGAGAACCAUUGUAUAUGGACGUGAACCUAUGUUUACGACCAUGAACUUGGGUUUACGAGCGUGAACUAUAGUUUAUGAACGUGAACGUAGGUUUAAGUUCGAAAAACUUGGUUUCUCGAACAAAACUAUGGUUUUUGGUCAUUAUCCUAUGUUCACCAGCGUUAACCUAUGUUUACGGUUGUAAACUCAUGUUCACGGUCGUAAACCUAAGUUCUCGAUCGUUAACAUAUGUUCACGUUCGUAAGCUAUGGUUUACACCCGAGAACCCUGGUUUACUUCCGUAAACAUAGGUUCACGCUCGUGAACUUAAAAUAACGGCCGAAAUUCAAAGUUCAAUUAAUAAACCUAGUUGAAACCUAGGUUCACAGGCGUGUUUUCGCCCGAAAAUAUGGGUAUUAGAAAAACCUGGUUUUACGCUCGAAAACCCUUGUUUAUCUGUAAUUAUUAAUUCUACUUUUUUACCGUAAACCUGGGUUAACGUUAUUAUUGGACAAUUGGCGUGCCAUAACCGUUUAUAUAUGUUUCUUACGAAGCGAUAAUAAACAUUGAGGGACAUAAUGUCAGAUAAAAUAUAAAGGUAACAAACACAACAUCUAUAUUUCGAUAUGCAAUCCCCCACCCAACACACACAUUAUGUGUGAAUGUAUGAACAUUGAUCAAAUGGGGCGAUUUUCUUGUCGGUACGAGGGAAAUUUUGGGCUCGAACCCCGCUAUAAACCGGACUGUUAAUGAUUAUUGUCUAGUCAUGUUGCUUCCUUAAUACGAUGGUUAGGAAAAUUGACGUACCCGUACUAAUGUAUUUUUUUUGAAGAGUAAUUAAUUCCCACCAUGAGAUUACUUUAAGGUAUAGGUCCAUGUUUCGAUAAAAAACACGAACGUCAUCAAAUCAUAGAAAGAAAGCAUUGUUUUACAUGAAAAUUUAACAGCAUAUAAAACAUUUAUAUUAUUCUAUAAAACCAUUGUCAAUUUACUGAUAUAUGUAUUGAAUUCCGGAAAGGGACUGCAUGAAGAGGCCACACUUCUGGACAGUUCAGCGCCUUUAAAAACUCACCAUUUUUUAAAAGCUGUUACAUGUCUUCGUUUUGAUGCAUUUGCAACAUCGUGCGAGUAUUUAAACUUUACAUAACUAGGUAAAACAUUGUUUUUGACAAUUGUUUACAUUCAUUUCUUUACAAAUGGCAUUCUUAUUUAAAGGGGGACAACUCAUUUAGAAUAUUUUAAGUAUCAAACUCUGCGGGACAGAACAGUAAAACAUGUAUUGGACAGAUAAGUUGUGUGUCAAGAUGCUGUUCAUUUACUAAACAAAUCUGUUGUUUUGUGCUUAACUAAUUUUUCAGGAGGGCGUAGGUUCAAACCCUACUAGGACCAAACUUUGUUCAUUAUUUUUCUUUUUUCGAGUAAGAUAAACUGUUGUUUUUUAAGACAUAUUAUCAUUGAUCUGUCGUACAAAAGCGGAAAUGUUUUAUUUGAUUAGCUAUUUCUUUGUCAUUUCUUGCUGUUUCAAAUGAAUUUGACCUGAAGGGUGAAUGUUUAGACAUCUUUGAAAAAUACUUAAUUACAUUUGUAAACGUUUUUGAUUUUGCAUUUAUUUUUACAAAGUUUUGAAUAAAUGUAGGUAGGUAGGUUUUACUUCUGCCCUAUGGUUCUUUAUGAAUGCAUAGAGCAAGGCCAUAAUUUUCAAAAGUUGGAGCUUUAUUUCUUUCCGAUUAAAUCCUUUUACUCGAGGCUCCUCAGAAAAAAAUUGUUAUCGCCAAUUUUAUUUUGUGUUUUAUAAUUGUUACGCAAUAUUUUGAGGUUUCAUUUAGAAAAAUAUUUGGUAAAAUGAAUUCUCUGUGAUCGUUUUGCACAAUGGCUAUCACUUUGAAAUUUGUCUCUGUUUCAGCUGGAGGAAAAAAAGACAUAACAUAACAAAUUAACAAAUAAAAAACAAACAAACAAACAAAAACGACACGGUAAAAGUCAUUUAAAGAUGAAUCACAGUGCGAAAUAUGUUAACUUCAGAACUGUAUCAAGUUAGUGCAAUUGUUAAACAUUACCAAUACGGGUCCACUAUCUUAAUAUAACCUGAAAAAAAGUUGAAAACGCGUGUUUAAACAAAACUCGCUACAGCUACACCCCCACCGGCCUUAAAGCAAAUUGGUGACAAAGUGCUUUUACAUGACAUCUUUCAGUAUUCGUCAGAAUGUUUAAAACGAAUUUUGUAUAAAAAUAGCAUAAAAACAGGUAUAAUGUGGUCAUUUGUUUCUUAUCGCGUUACUGUGGCAAUCACGCUGCGAUUACGUCCCUUAGUAUCUAUAGCAAAUGAUCUGAAAGAAUAGUUUCUUAAAACUUAAGCCCUAAAUAUAAGACCUGACAUAACUCAUAUCACUAUAAGUUCAUUUUAAUUGAUAUUUCAUAUUUCUUAUUUUCCACGUUAUGUCAGGUCGUCGAAUAAUGCGCAGUAUAAUUCAUAUCGACGAUUGUUUCUCGGAACCAGCGUUUGUUUACUUAGCUCCGACCGAGGUCAUAAUCUAUAACCACAGGUGUCUGAAGCUCAAUCAAUAAAAUAUAUAUGCAGGUUAGAUCUCUUGAAGUAUAUUAGGUGGGUGGGAUAUGGUAAUGCAUAUAUCUAUUGACAGAGCUUCAAGCGCCUGUGCUAUAACGAAGCGGUCAACGUUGAGUUAGUUCCAUUCAUACGGACAUUUCAUUCAUGGAGGCGAAUUAAUUUACCAUCAUUAUGUAAUAUUUUCCAAUGUUAUCUUUCAAGUAUUUACCGUUAGAAAUAUAAAACAUUAUUAUAACAUGUUUGCGCAAGUAGAUCUAUUGAAACAGGUAAAUUUAACAAUCUUUAUGCAACUCUAUGGCAAAACUGUUUAACGUGGCGGACUAUUUGAAUUGCGCAUGAAAUUAUAUUUUGUGUUGUCAGUCUUAGCACCUGUUGAACUUUACAGAAACUCGAUAUAUGGUUAUAAUAGUCUGUCGAAUAUCGCCAGCCUAAAAAUGCAUUAAGGCCUUAAAGUUCAGAGUGUCUGUCUGGCCGCCUUCGCGAGAGUAUUCUUACAAGCCUCCAAGCUUUAGUGAUGUCGACUUAUCCUCAAUAAACCAGUAGAAAGUAGUAGAUACAAUAUAUAUUUACGUCAUAUACUAUAUGUGCAGACUGAGUUUCUACGACUGUUCUAUGCAUAAUUUUAGUAUACAUUCGUUUCAUCGCAUAUGCGGUAUCGGUUUCAAGUUUAGAUAGAUGUAUCACAGUGUCGUCACUUCAGGUAUUUUUGUGGUCUUUCCCCACUUGUGAGUGGCACAUAGUUAUUGUACCGUUCGUUCGUUUCGAUUUCGUGUCCUGUCUGUAACUGUCAUUCCUGGAUGGAUUUCAAAAAAUGCUUGGCACAAGUGAUCAGUAUGACAUGACGAUUGGUCUCGUGCCAGAACCAUGAAUCUACCCGUCAUACUUUUUGAAUUGUCUACCUUUAUUGAAUGUCCAUCCCGAUGUCGUGUCCGUUCUGUAACUUUGUCGUUCAUUCAUAGAUUUCGAAAAAAACUUUGCAUCAAUGAUCAGCAUGACAUGACCAUGUGGCGCGUGCAAGAAUUUUAAGUUAAUUAGUUCCUCUUACUGUUUGAAUUACCUCCCUUUAUCAAAAGUCCAUCCGGAUUUCUAGUCCGGUCUGUAACUUUGUCACUCAUGAAUAGAGUUCUAAAAAACCUUGGCAUCAAUGACCAGCAUGAUAUUAUGAUCUGUCCUAUGUAAGAAUCAUAACCCUAUCCUUUUUCCUUUUUGAGUUAUAUCCCUUUAUUGAAUGUUCUUGUCCAGUGCAUAACUCUGAAACUACUUUUGGAAAUGUAUGCAAAUUCCAUACAUUGAUAGAGGACGUUUGAUGGAAGUGUAAUGUACAUGAACCAUAACUCUGUCAGAUUUGUUGUUUUUUUUCAGUUGUCUUUUUUAGCUCACCUCAGCACGAAGUGCUCACGAUGAACUGUUGUGACCGGUCAUUGUUCGGCGUCCGUCGUCCGUCGUCCGUCAACAUUUGCCUUGUGAAUACUCUAGAGGCCACAGUUGUAACCCAGUCUUUAUGAAACUUGGUCAGAUUUUUUGUCUGGAUGCUUUAUAGGUCAAGUUUGAAACUUGGUCAAGUGGGGUUAGAAAACUAGGUCACUAGGCCAGAUCAAAUGAAAAUCUUGUUAACACUCUAGAGACCACAAUUUAAGUUUGAAACUCAUGAGAAUUUGUCAGAAUGUUUGUCUUGAAUAUGGGUCAAGAGGCCACUGUUUUGCUCAAAUCUUCCCGAAACUUUGCCAGAAUGUUUGUUUUCAUGAAAGUUUGGACAAGUUCGAAUCUGGGUUAUGUUAGGUCAAAAACUAGGUAACUAGGACAAAUCAAAGAAAAUGCUUGUUUACACUCAAGAGGCCACAUUUAUGGUCCAAUCUUAAUGAAAAUUGGUCAGAAUAUUUUUCUCCAUGGAAUCAUUAGGUCAAACAUGUAUACACUGUUAAUGUAUGUUACGUAGGUGAGCGACCUAGGGCCAUAUUGCCCCCCCCCCCCCUCCCCUGUUAUUGAUUUUUAUAUGAUUUAUAGCUUAACUGAUUAUUGUUACAAUAAUUAAAGAACAUGUUUUGACACAAUUUAGAUAUGAAUAUUGUCUCAGACUUAACACUGGUGUAACAUAUCAGGACAAUAAUGAAAUCAAGUAUUGGACAGUCUUAUUCCCAAGUUCAACUGAAGCCACUGCCAAUACAAUAUUUUCUAUUUAACGAAUGAAAAGAGGACAGUUUUUGGUGCGCCGUGUCUGCAUUUUAGUGGACUUUUAUGACGAUAUAUUUCCAUGAACUGGUUUUAUAAUAUAAGCGUACAUUUAAAUUUCUUUACCUUAACCAUGUUCUGAAAAAAUGUCUAAAUGAAGUCUUUGUAGAAAGUUUCUUUCAAUGAUACAAGACAUUUUAAAAACUUUUCUUCGACUCUUCCUAUGUAUUAUUAAUUUAUGUACGCAUCCUUAUGUUGAUUUAUCUUUAUUUUAUUUUCCAUUAUAAUUUUCAAAUUUCGAUUAGCUUUGGACAACAAAGUUAAAUAAAGAGAAAAUUUGAGUUUACAUGUCCAUAGUCAGAAUUUUUUUUCAAACACGAGGAAUGAUAAAGAUAUAGAAAUCAGAAGCUUUAAUAGAUGAUUUAAUAGAGAAAAUCCCUGUUUCAUGUAAAUAAAAGCAGUUGGGCGUA